AUGAGCUUUGUGAAAAAUAUUUUCGGUGUAGGUGAUAACAAAGAAAGUGAACAGGAAGAUGACACUAGUGAAGAAAUUUCGUCGUCUUCGGAUACUGGGUUCUUAAGUAAUCUAAACAGUAAUAGUGAUUUGGAUAGUAGUUUGGGAUCGAAUGGCACCGGAGAUCCCGAUUGUUCGACUAUAUCGAAUUUUUUCGGUUAUUGGAAAAGUCUGGUUAACCAAGAAGCUAAAUUUCAAAGUAAACUCAACGAACUUACAAAAGAACUAGCUUUUCGAGAUGCCGAAGCGAACAAACUUAAAUUCCAAUUGGAAGAACUGCAACGAGAUGCCUUUGCUAAAUCUGCAGGAAUGGACAGGGUUGAAUCCGAGUUGAAGGAAGCGCAAAAAGAAUGUGAAACAAUUGGUAGGACUAUAAGAAAUUUAGAAAAUGAACUUGAAAAUCAAAAGAAAAGAAACAUUUUAUUAAAUAGGGAAUUAGAAGAAAAAACAGAAUCAUUUAGUAUAUCAGAAAAAGACUACAAAUCAAAAAUAGACUACUUAGAAAAUGUAAUAAAAGAAUUACGAUUGCGAAUUGAAGAUUUAGAAAAGCAAUUGUUAAAUUUAAAUGUAGAAAAAUCGGAAUUAAUUAGGAGGCGAGAAGAAGCGAUGAGCGAAAGAGAUCUAGAAAAGGUGAAAAUAGAAGAAAUGUUAGACCAAGCGGAAAAGCAGAAGCAACAAUUAGAAGAAAAAUGGAAGAAGGAUUUUGAAAAUUUAAGGACCGUUAAUAUUUUAAGGGAACAAGAAAUGUUAAGCGAUUUUGAGUGGAAACUAAGAGACGUAGAGCAGACUUGUAAGAAAAAAAUAGACGAAAAAGAUGAAAUUUUACAAAUGUCAUUACAGCAUUCACAGAAAAAGGAAACAGAAGCUACGGAAUUAACGAAAAAGAUGGACAACCUAAUUUUACUAGAAAAAGAACUCAACGAAUUAAAAAACAAAACGAUGGAUCAAAACAGCGUAAUGAAAAAUCUUAUUGACGAACACGAACAAAUGCAACAAAACGAAGAAACUCUGAAAGCCGAAGUUAAAAAAUUAAGAAAUCUAAUAGAACUCGAAAAGGAAAAUUUGCAACACAUGCAAAGGAUACAUCAUCAGGAAAUUUUAGAUAAAGAAAGGAAAUUGCAGCAAACGCUUAACGAAAAACGCAUCGAAAUCGCAAUGUACUGGGAGGAGCGAUUAUUGAGCGAAAUAUCUAGACUGAAAUACGAAUUAGAACAAAUUUACAACGAAGAAAAAUACUCGGAAAUCGAAAGUGUCAGACGGAACAAAGACGAAGAUUUUAAAAAGGCAGAAAAGCAAUGGCAGCAGAAAUUUACAGAAUCUUCAAAUGAGGUGCAAAAUCUAAAAAAGGCCAUUCAAGAAAGAGAACAAUACUACAAAGAUGAAAUAGUGAAACAACAGAGCAUAACGGAUCAGGAUAUAUUCGAACUAAGAAGACUUAUGGACAAACUAGAUAUGUCACAUCAUGACAAAUAUGAAAAAUUAGCCCAGGAACACGAAACCGAAUUAGAGAAUCUAAGACUUGACUGUAACAAAGAAAUAGAAAAGCUAGAAAUCUACUGGAAAGAAGAAGUUGAGCUUCUCAAUGCUAAAAUUGCUUCAAUGAAAGAACAAAUGGAAACCGAAGCACAAGAAAGAUUAAAAGUUCUGAUACAGAGUCAUCAAAGCGAAUUAGAAGAACAAUGGGAGAAUCUUAUUCACCAAAAAAAAGAAGCUAUACAAUUUUUAGAAGAAAAAUACAUCGCCAAAUGUCAGCAACUUGAAGAACAACUCGAACUUCAACAAAGAUCUCAUAAUGGACGAGAAGUGGAACUUUUAAAGACUGUAGACUCGUUGAAAAAUGAAUUAGAAAGUAAAGAAUCGAUAAUAGAGGACAUGCAAAGCAAUUUGGAAACAUUGGAAGGUGGCAUCCAGGUUCUGAAUCAAGAAGUUGCACAGCAAAAUGAAAUGCUUUUAAAAGAGAAAAGGGACAGCGAACAAAGAGCAAGAUGCUAUGAAUCAAAAAUAGCUAAAAUUCAAGAAAAAAAUGAAAAAGAACAAGAAGCGUACAGACUGAAAUUUAUAAAUUCGCAGAAAACUCACCAACAAACCAUGGAUCACUUUCAGAGGAAGUACAACUGUUUAACAAAAUUAUUUGAAGAAGUAAGACAGCGGUACGAACGAAGAGAAUCACGGCAAGAAGAUAUAAAUAUCAUAUCAGACUUGAAGCAAAUCAUCAGCGAACAAGAAAAGGAUCUUAACUGUCUAAACGAGGAAAAAAGAUACUUCCAAAUGAAAUUAAUGGCUUUGGAAAGUCGUCUAGAAAAUAGAGCUUCGUCCGAAGAAUCUUUAAAAGACGAUCCACCGUUUUCAGAUUGUAACGAGGUUUUCGCCGCGGAAACCACAAAUCAUUCACCAAAUGUGAUUUGUAUUCCUCCUACAAUAGAAGAAGGCGAGGAAUAA
Messenger RNA from Psylliodes chrysocephalus, 2478 nucleotides. The record is from the annotation of a GenBank genome assembly. Lineage: Eukaryota; Metazoa; Arthropoda; Insecta; Coleoptera; Chrysomelidae.